AAUCGAUGACAACCAACAUGUCAAUCAAGCAACAAGAUGCUAAUACCGGCGAAGAAAGAGUUUCAGAUCCCGACUUGGAAAGUCUCCUUGUCAUCAUCAUCGACACAAACCCCUCACAACGAGCAAUUCGCAGGAAUCCCCAUCAACUAACCCAGAGCCUGGACUCAAUUGUUGCCUUCGGAAAUGCUCAUUUAAUGCAAAAAUCGAACAACAAAUUGGCGGUAAUAGCAUGCCAUCAUCAUGCUACCCAAUUCUUAUACCCAAAUCCCGGCAAACCACUCACCGAAAUCCGGCAAGUGGACGGCCAAUAUGAAGCCUUUACGAUCGUCGAAAAAACAGUCAAACACAAACUGGCACAGAUGAUUACUUCCGCGCCAAAGAUUUCCGCCCCAUGUGAGUCUCUCCUGGCUGGAAGUAUGUCGAUGGCAUUGUGCUAUAUUGCAAGGAUGAAUCGUAACAAGCUCCCCGGCGAAAAGGCCCAUGCCCGCAUCCUUGUCGUCACGGGAAGCAAUGAAUGCGCUGCCCAGUAUAUGACCUACAUGAACGUAUUUUUCACAGCCCAGAAGCAGAACGUGGUGAUCGACGUUUGCGCGCUGGAUAAGUCGCUGAGUUUACUGCAGCAAGGAUGCGACAUUACAGGCGGACAGUACUUGCGGCUGCCCCAGUUGGAUGGCCUGUUGCAGUACCUUUUGUGGGUGUUCCUGCCUGACCCGGAUACAAGGAGCAAACUCGUCUUACCGCCUGCGGUUAAGGUUGACUACCGCGCAGCUUGCUUUUGUCAUCGGGAACUUAUUGAUAUUGGAUAUGUUUGUUCCGUUUGUUUGUCGAUAUUCUGCAAAUUCAGUCCAAUCUGCACAACGUGUCAUACGGUGUUCAAAAACCCCAAUCCCAUCGCACCGAAGCAGAAGAAGAAGAAACUCAAAGGAUAGUCCUUUUGGUGAACAAGUGAUUUUUUUAUGAAUAUAAGUUGUUGGUGUCAGUUGUGCUGAUCUGGGAAUAAAUUACAAUAAUAGUCGC
Messenger RNA from Hermetia illucens (black soldier fly), 1017 nucleotides. It is a transcript of the gene Tfb4, whose product is annotated as general transcription factor IIH subunit 3. Lineage: Eukaryota; Metazoa; Arthropoda; Insecta; Diptera; Stratiomyidae. Gene Ontology annotation, biological process: nucleotide-excision repair; regulation of DNA-templated transcription. The record is from RefSeq and is a predicted model, not a curated record. The transcript is spliced from 6 exons. The coding region runs from base 6 to 929 and encodes 307 amino acids. Gene Ontology annotation, cellular component: transcription factor TFIIH core complex; transcription factor TFIIH holo complex.